CGUCAUUUCUUCCGCGUUGGCCUGGACGUGGCACCGAGGAGGAGCUGCUGAUUCUCCGGUGUUUCUGCGCCUGUUCCCGCGGCUCUGAGCAGCUUCUCCCGGACUCCCCGGAUCUCUUUCUCCCCCCGCCGGGUUCCUAGUCUCCCGCCGCUGAACCGGGACUGCUUUUAUCAACAAUGGGGCUGACGAUCUCGUCUCUGUUCUCCAAGUUCUUCGGGAAGAAGCAGAUGCGGAUCCUGAUGGUCGGUUUGGACGCAGCUGGAAAAACAACGAUCCUGUACAAACUGAAGCUCGGAGAGAUCGUCACCACCAUCCCAACUAUCGGCUUUAAUGUGGAGACGGUCGAGUAUAAGAACAUCUGUUUCACAGUCUGGGACGUCGGAGGCCAGGACAAGAUCCGUCCUCUCUGGAGACACUACUUCCAGAACACACAGGGUCUGAUCUUCGUGGUGGACAGUAACGACAGAGAGAGAGUGACAGAGUCAGCAGAGGAACUCUCCAAGAUGAUCCAGGAGGACGAGCUGAAGGACGCCGUUCUUCUGGUGUUUGCUAACAAACAGGAUCUUCCUAACGCCAUGGGGGUCAGUGAACUCACCGACAAGCUGGGACUGCACAGCCUACGCAGCAGAACUUGGCAUGUCCAGGCGACCUGUGCGACUCAGGGCACCGGUCUGUACGAGGGUCUUGAUUGGCUGUCCAACGAGCUGUCGAAGCGUUAGCGCCUCACAGGAAACA
Messenger RNA from Sander lucioperca (pikeperch), 735 nucleotides. RefSeq names its product ADP-ribosylation factor 4. The record is from RefSeq and is a predicted model, not a curated record. Gene Ontology annotation, cellular component: plasma membrane; cytoplasm. Gene Ontology annotation, molecular function: GTPase activity; GTP binding. The transcript has 6 exons. Lineage: Eukaryota; Metazoa; Chordata; Actinopteri; Perciformes; Percidae. Gene Ontology annotation, biological process: vesicle-mediated transport; intracellular protein transport. The coding region runs from base 177 to 719 and encodes 180 amino acids.